Messenger RNA from Pecten maximus, 2658 nucleotides. RefSeq names its product cytochrome P450 26A1-like. The transcript has 5 exons. Gene Ontology annotation, molecular function: iron ion binding; monooxygenase activity; oxidoreductase activity, acting on paired donors, with incorporation or reduction of molecular oxygen. Gene Ontology annotation, biological process: sterol metabolic process. Lineage: Eukaryota; Metazoa; Mollusca; Bivalvia; Pectinida; Pectinidae. The coding region runs from base 150 to 1763 and encodes 537 amino acids. The record is from RefSeq and is a predicted model, not a curated record.
GUUCAGUUAUUAUAGUAAAAGUGCAUGGUCAGUAGUGGUCAGUUGAUCCGCUAAUUUAAUCUCUCCGGCCACCCAACAGUUGUACUACUCCGGCCAACAACAGUUAGUCUACAAGUCAGUUUUGUAUAAUACGAUAAUCCAGCAUAGAUAUGUCCGAGGUCUCUCUGUUUUAUACCCCAAGAAUGAACUCCAGUAUUGUGUUAUCCAGAUGCUUGGGGAACUGUUCAGACCGGACUUAUCUUAUUAACACGAACCAUCAUUUGGACGCGCCAAGAUCUUCGAUCAUACUACUGGUGUACAUUUUAGACGUCAUCAUCCUUCCCAUUGUCUGCCCAGUCAUCUUGCUUGCUGUCUCAACAUUACUUUGGAAUAUAAACGUCUGGUGCUCACGUGACCCAUCAUGUUCACUUCCGCUACCUCCCGGAAGUUCUGGUCUCCCAGUCAUCGGAGAAACGCUCCAUUUCAUCUUCAAGGGAAGAAAGUUUUUUGAUGAGAAGCGGAAAAAGCACGGCAACAUUUACCGGACUCACAUGCUCGGGAAGCCCACUAUUCGAAUCGUUGGAAUAAAGGGAGUCAAGCAAAUAAUGGCGGGCGAGAACUUCAGAGUGACAACAGAAUGGCCUAGAAGUACUCGGAUGUUACUUGGAGAUGGAAGUCUAUCAUCUUCGACGGGAUUCACUCAUUCCAUCCGAAAGAAGGCCAUACUGCGAGCGUUCACCCACGAGGCCAUUAGCUCAUACACACCUGUCGUUCUUGAUGUGGUGCGGGAUUACAUUAGGAGUUGGUGUGAAAAGACCAAUAUCUUAGGCUACAAAGAGUUCCGAAGUAUGAACUUUGAACUCACCUGUCGUGUACUAUUGGGGAUCGACAUGGACCGACCAGAGAAAGCCAGACUGAUGGGACAUUUCGAGACAUUUCUCGGAAGUCUGUUUAGUCUACCUGUUUGCGUUCCUGGACUUGGCCUAUAUAAGGGUAUGAAGGCGAGAGACGCACUCCUACAAAAAAUAGAACAGUGUAUCAAAGAGAAGCAAGGAUCAGGGUCACCACACGGCUUCAUGGACGCUCUCAGUCUGAUGAUGGACAUCGAAGGAGAGGAGAAACUAACAUUGGAGGAGGCGAAAGAUGUUGGCCUUGAACUUUUAUUUGCUGGUCACGAGACGACCUCAAGCGCCGCAUGUACGUUAGUGUUACAACUAACCAAACACCCAGAGGUGAUGCUGAAGAUUGUCGAUGAACUUGCUAGAUACGGAUUGACGGAUAGCCUCGAUGUAGACAUUCCAUACGAAACAAUAAACAAGCUCAGGUAUACCAGGGAUGUAGUGAAGGAAGUAUUGCGACUAACGCCACCUAUCGGUGGAGGUUACCGAAAGGCUCUCCGUACAUUUGAGAUUGAGGGGUUCCAAGUACCAAAGGACUGGACUGUGGUUUACUCCAUACGAGAUUCUCACGAAUCUUCAGAGUUCAUUGAAAAUCCGGAGAAGUUUGAUCCCGAAAGAUGGAGCCAUCUUGAUGUUGACGACAGACAACACUUCUUGGUAUUUGGAGGAGGAAAGCGUGGGUGUGCUGGGAAAGAAUUUGCGCUACUGGUUCUGAAGACGUUUGCAAUAGAGCUUGCACGAUCAUCCUCGUGGACAGUCCCAAACACCGAUCCCCCAAUGAGAUGUCUGCCUAUCCCCUACCCUACAGACAAUCUACCAAUGCAAUUUUCAGGGACUGUACCAGAUGAGACAGCGGUCUCUCACUGUGUAGUGUCCGUCUCAUAGAGAAAUACGUACAUUAUACCUACGUUAUAUGUACUUCAAUUAUAUUGGACUAAAAGCAAUGCCCCCUAAUGCAAGACAUGACGUCACUUGUAAAAUAUUCAUUAUAAUUAUGCAUGUGAUUUCUAAAUAUGUACAAUAUUUUGUUUGUAUAUUAAUUGUGUUCCGUAUAUCUCACAAGUACAUCCUGGAGUAUACAAUACAUAUUAUACAGACGAUACGAUGUAUGCAAGGUAAAUAAUGUCUGGACAAUUCAAUGUAUGCAAUCUGCACUGUAUGCAUGAUGUAUAAUAUAUUCAUGAUCAUAAUGUAUCUCGAUGUUCUGUACAAUGUGUUUUGACCCGAGUUUCCUCUGGUCCUAACACCACUCGUUAGACAUUUUAACGGACAAUUGUCUGGUCCACUCCAUGACCAAACUAAAGUCUGUCAAAAUGGCUAACUUCCGGUAAUGGAGACACGCGGUAAUUCAUAUGAGGUACCGCAAGUGUCGACGUCAUUCCCGAAACAAUCUGCCAUCAUCAAAAUGUUUGCUUCUGACGAAGGCGUGGCGUUACACAAAGCGGGAGUCUCACAUUUAGAUGACACUGAUUCAAUCGCAAUCAUAGCCCUGUGACUGCAUUUUCUUCUGUUAUUGUCCAUACAGGACUUUGAAGUGGAAAUGUAAAUACUAAUAUAUGUACAUUUAUGUGAUGGACGUAAUUAACAAAGGCAGCAAUCAUAACGUAUACGUGUACUUUUUGUUUGUGAGUACCGGUGAUAAUUGUUAAGAUUUUGUAUAGAAAUCCACUCUAACUUAAUACUUUCUCUAUCUAUCCCUACUUUACAUUGUUAAUACAUUAUCACUUUAUAGAAAAUGGUUGUUAUUUUGUAUUUUUGUAAUAAAAUGUUGUGAAUGCUA